This is a messenger RNA of Strongylocentrotus purpuratus (purple sea urchin), 4070 nucleotides long. RefSeq names its product FAST kinase domain-containing protein 1, mitochondrial. The coding region runs from base 464 to 3391 and encodes 975 amino acids. The record is from RefSeq and is a predicted model, not a curated record. The transcript is spliced from 7 exons. Gene Ontology annotation, molecular function: RNA binding. Gene Ontology annotation, cellular component: mitochondrial matrix; ribonucleoprotein granule. NCBI's taxonomy places the organism in Eukaryota, Metazoa, Echinodermata, Echinoidea, Camarodonta, Strongylocentrotidae. Gene Ontology annotation, biological process: regulation of mitochondrial mRNA stability; mitochondrial RNA processing.
UCUUACUCGUGCACGCAGUUUCAUCAUAAUCAUCUAAUAAUCAUUCAAUUAAUAUUGGCAUAGAAAUUAUCAACGUCUUUUUUAUGAUUUUAAGGGCAUUCCACAGACAUGAUAAUAAUGAAUUAAUCGUUCCAAAAUGUUAAAUUGACCGUCGUUUGGUAACCCAUGGACCAUCGAGGAUCCGAGCUUACUCGGCGAUGAUAUUGCGUAACAUUUACAGUGGAGUGGCCGCUGCACGCUGCAGCUGUUGCGUAAUCUGACUUCGGCUCUUACAAAAACAUUGUUGUUACACAAGUGCAGUCUUGACUGAUGCAUCUAUACCCUGCCCAGGCCCAUUACGUGAUACUGAGUGAUACCGAUACAUAACAAAGUCACUGUUCUCGCGAAGCUAUCAACUGCUAGGAAGCACAUUCUCUUUUGGAAGGAAAGCCUAUGUCAACAUAUUUAGAUUGAAGACAUAAUCAUGGCCAGCUGUAGGAUUGCAAGAAGAGCUGGCGUACACCGAGGUCUGUCAUCAAUUCAACCCAUCCUCAGUAGAGCACUUGCAACUGCUCCAGGAGAGCCAGGAACAUGUCAUCAUACCACUCUGGCUCAAAACAGGAUAAUCAAUCCAAGAUACCUCAUGAGGAAGAAUGGUGCCCAUCACGGUACCCAAGUCAAGAAAAGUUCUGUUGAGCACUCUUCUCCACUUGUGGGCCAGAGAGAGUUUCACACCUCAUCUGUUCUGGGGCUACUAGAAGACAUUCAAUCCUGUUUGGAUCAUACUAACCUACUUAUGUUGAUUGGUCAGAACCGGGCAAAGCUAAAUGAGGACCAUGUCAGUCAUGCAUUGGUCCAGCUCUGGGAAGUCAUGAAAUUCACUCCUAAUAGAACUUACAUUCUUGAGACCGAAGUACAUCCAAAUAGGGAUUUCUUGAGUUUGUGUGUCCUGGCAGAAAACAAGGUUCACCUGAUAAAAGAAGAAGUCCUUGCAGAUGUUUUCUAUGCUGCAAUCAAGUUGCUGGAUCAAGAUCUAACCCACAGCUUAAUCAGAGAAUUGAGAAAUAGAUGCUUAAACUGUUUGGAAGGGAUGUCUUGCAAGCAAUUGUCCAAAGUAGCAGUAUGUCUCAGUGAUUUGAAUGAAGGGAGGAUGUCAUCAUGUGGGGCAGUGACUCAUGCCUUCGGACAAAAGUUAGACACUAUAGAAGAUAUCAGAGAGCUUUCUGCAUGGAUGAGAGAGUGUCUGCCACUGGCAUCUCCGUCUCUCUGCUCUCGCUCAUUUGCCAAGGCUCUAGAGUUUGUUAGUGGGUUGGACGCAGAUUCACUUGGGAAAAAUGACUUGAGACGGAUUUUGCAGACAGCAGCCAAGGUCAGGGGAUCUCCACCAGCGCUGGUAGACAAAUGUGCAAAGCUAUUCUUAGAGAAGAUGGAGAAGGAGGAGAUCAGUGUGAAAAAUGUAUGCACUAUGUAUCAACAACUCAAGGGAGGACUCAAUUAUAGUGGAGAGAACAUUCAGUCAAGAGUAUCGUCUUACCUCAGAAGGAAGUUGCCUGACAUUCAUGAUGGUGUUGAGGCUACUUUAGUCAUCAAUAUUCUUGCGGACAAAGCUACAGCAGAUACAAAGUUUCAGCUUGAGGACAAGGCAGUAAAGCUUAUAGACAAGGUACCCAUGCACUACUUGCCCCAAAUGUGUCAUGGGCUUAGGAUGAUGAGCUAUACUGCCAUGACACCUUUAACCAAGAAGAUCGCUAGAAAGCUUCAAGCAAACGGUUGCCAAGACUUGCCAACAGAUGGAAUCGCAAAGAUUGUAGAGUUUCUUGUCAGAGUUGAAGGCGUUGAUGAAACAUUGUACAAGAAAAUUUACGGAGAUCUGAUUCACAUGCUGAAAGAUGCCAUAGCUCCUGGACGCGUUGUACACAUCAUCUAUUGUCUCUCACUUCUUCCUCUGUCCUCAGUCAACAAUCUUGUAUUCAGUCAAGCAUCGGCCUUCCUCCCUCAACUCCACACUCCGGGUAUCAACCAGCUCCUUAGCUCAAUCGUACGUAUUUCAAGGAGACUGGAGAGACAGGGCCCACUGCCCAACUCUUGUACCAGUCUCAUACAACAGUUGCAGGAACGAGCCAUCAACUCCAUCAAUCAGAUCACCAGUGUCUGGUACCUGAACAACAUCAUUGAUUUUCUUCUGGAAGAAGGUGAUCAGUCCUUUCUUGUCGGAGUAGCCAUGCAGCGCUAUUCUCAUGUCCUCUCUAAGUUGACACCACAGUUAGCUGUUGAUUGUGCCAGGCAUAUCUUCAGAAGCAGAUACCUUCAACCCGACCUCCUGGAUGAAAUUGCUCAGAUUGUCACUCAGAACACCAACAAGAUCACUCCGCUUCAAGUGGCUUACAUCCUCAGUCCAUUCAGUUCUCUCAACUACAAGCCUAAGAGUACUUCUGAUCUAUUCGAUGCCUGUAUUGGUCGUAUGGAGCCUUUCCUGGACAGCCUUCCUGCAGGAUAUAUGGUAGAUGUUGCCAAUUUGUGUGCCUUGAGCCAGAGAUACCCAGAGCUGAUCUUGAAGAAAAUCUUCAGCCUUGAUUUUCUUACCAGACUUGAUGAAGAACUAGAAACCAUACCAGAGAGAAGUAUGAUGUAUCGCAGGAAACUGAUGCACCUGAAUCGAUCUCUAGCUUUAGAUCGUCCCGAGAUGCAAGUUCCUUGGUUUCACGAAGACUUCUGCAGGGACAUCCUCAAGAACCGCAAAGUUCUUGUGCACUCGUCACUGAGAGAGAUCCAGAGUGCUCUAGCUGAAGUUCUUGGUGGUCCACAGUUCUUACGCUCUUUUGUUGUCACUCCAUACCACUAUGAUAUAUCUUUUGAAUGUGUGGUUGAUGACGAAGGGAGCCCUCUACCAUGUGCAGACUAUGGCAGCGUGUUGAAUCAACUUAAAGGUGUGGCUGGUGGUGUGUUAGCUGAUCUCAUGCAGUGGGGAACUCAGACUAAGCAAAUGCCUGAUGGAGCUCAAAGGGUGGCCAUUGACUAUCUGUUCAGUAAUUCAUACUGCACCAACUCUCGCCAUGCUCUCGGUAUGAUAGCUAUGAAGAAGCGCCAUCUUGAGCUAAUGGGGUACAAGUAUGUGCAGAUCCCGUACUUUGAGUGGCAUUCUGCUGAACUAGCCGAGCCUGAGGACAAACUCCAGUACCUGCAUGAGCUGCUCUCUCAGUCUGUCAGCUCCUCACCUGGUGAAGCGACCACACCCGCAACCACACCCUUGACCACACCUGGUGGUGGUAGGAUGUUCCCUAGUCGGUGGGAUCCUCAGAGUGACAUUGCUCUCAAUGGACUGAGUGGUAUGCAGAAUGCGGACUUUGUAGAGGACCCUCUGGUCAUGAAGGUCUUACAUACGUUUGACCGGAUGGGAAGCAGAAGGACUUAAGUUCUGAUCAUGUUACAUCAUAUACGAUUGCAUCAGAGGUAGAAAGACUUUGAGAUUCAAAGUGGAGCUUGUAUAGUUCUCAGUGGACUUGGAAGUAUGCAGAAUGCAGACUUGAAGAGGAUCCUCUAAUAAUGAAAGUCUUACAUAUAUUUGAUGAUAUCAGAGGCAGAAAGCUCUAAGUUCUUUUGUAUUUUUGAGCGUAUGGGAGGCAAAAGGUCUGAAGGUCCUACACCCAUAUGUUUUAUUUUAAACAAUGAGUAUGGAUUUUGAUACAGGUGUCAUAGUGGCUGCAUCGACCCUUUCUUGCCUAAUUUUGUUACUGGUAUAUCCUCAUUCUUUUUUUUUACACCAUUUUCUCAUGUCUAUGAAGUCAACAUUGAAAGCUUUAACUUAUCUCGGCAUUCAUUUUCAUGUGUUUUCUCAAGAUUUGUUGUCCAACAUUUUCAAAUGAUUCCUGUGCAACCCCCUCCCCCACCCCACAAAGCACACAUAUCAAAUACAGGGAGCUUUGUGUGUACCGGUAUGUGUGUAGAUUUUGACAAUGCAACUCUCUAUUGCUUGGCAUACACGGUUUACAAACAUGGUCCAGCAAAAGAACAGAAUAAAUGAUAAAAUGUCAUAUACCUAACUCUUCAUCUCUAUGUUGUAAAUCUUAGCAGAUUAUAAUAAAUGAGUGAAC